Drosophila subpulchrella is the source of this 1486-nucleotide messenger RNA. It is a transcript of the gene Gr64f, whose product is annotated as gustatory receptor for sugar taste 64f. The record is from RefSeq and is a predicted model, not a curated record. The transcript has 7 exons. Gene Ontology annotation, cellular component: membrane. Bases 29 to 1438 code for a protein of 469 amino acids. Gene Ontology annotation, molecular function: sweet taste receptor activity. NCBI's taxonomy places the organism in Eukaryota, Metazoa, Arthropoda, Insecta, Diptera, Drosophilidae. Gene Ontology annotation, biological process: sensory perception of sweet taste; detection of chemical stimulus involved in sensory perception of taste.
UCGGCGAGUUGAGUUAGAAAGUCGCAGGAUGAAGUUCCUUCCGAAGCUGGAGCGCAGGUUGCGCCGGCUGAAGAAGAAGGUGACCAGGCCUUCACUGGUUAGAAAGCUGGAUUUGGUUCACGAGAGCGCCCGUAACAAGGCCUUUCAGGAAAGUUGUGAGACCUACAAAAAUCAUAUUGAGAAUGAGUUCGAACUGCGGAGUAAACAGCCAAAGCUAUCCCGCAGCGAUAAGGAGGCAUUCCUCAGCGAUGGAAGCUUCCAUCAGGCAGUUGGCCGUGUGCUCCUGGUAGCCGAAUUCUUCGCCAUGAUGCCAGUCAAGGGAGUGACGGCAAAACAUCCUUCGAAUCUGAGCUUCUCCUGGCGCAAUAUACGAACCUGUUUCUGUCUGCUUUUCAUCGCAUCGAGUUUGGCCAACUUUGGACUAUCAUUGUUUAAGGUUUUAAACAAUCCGAUUAGUUUCAACAGUAUUAAGCCGAUUAUAUUCCGUGGAUCUGUUCUGCUGGUUUUGAUAGUGGCUCUAAAACUGGCCCGUCAGUGGCCCCAGUUGAUGAUGUUUUGGCACACGGUGGAGAAGGAACUGCCGCAGUAUAAAACGCAGCUGGGCAAGUGGAAGAUGGGCCACACCAUAUCGAUGGUCAUGCUAGUGGGAAUGAUGCUGUCCUUUGCGGAGCACAUUUUGAGCAUGAUAUCGGCCAUAAACUAUGCUCGUUUUUGCAACCGCACCGCCGAUCCCAUUCAAAACUAUUUCUUGCGCACCAACGAUGAGAUCUUUUUUGUGGCCAGUUACUCUACUCCUUUGGCUUUAUGGGGCAAGUUCCAGAAUGUCUACUCCACCUUCAUAUGGAACUACAUGGACAUGUUUGUGAUGAUAGUCAGCAUUGGUUUGGCGUCCAAGUUUCGUCAGCUAAACGAUGAUUUGCGAAAUUUUAAGGGAAUGAACAUGGCUCCAGCUUACUGGUCAGAGCGCCGAAUUCAGUACAGGAAUAUAUGCAUACUAUGCGACAAAAUGGACGAUGCCAUAUCCCUAAUUACCAUGGUGUCCUUCUCCAAUAAUUUGUAUUUCAUUUGCGUUCAGUUGCUGAGAAGUUUAAACACCAUGCCUUCGGUGGCCCAUGCUGUGUACUUCUACUUCUCCCUCAUCUUCCUCAUUGGUCGCACUUUGGCGGUUUCACUGUACUCGGCCAGCGUUCAUGACGAAUCCAGGCUAACACUGAGGUAUCUACGUUGUGUGCCCAAGGAAUCCUGGUGUCCUGAGGUGAAGAGAUUUACGGAGGAGGUUAUCAGCGAUGAGGUGGCCCUCAGUGGAAUGAAGUUUUUCCACCUCACAAGGAAGCUGGUGUUGAGUGUUGCUGGCACCAUCGUCACCUAUGAACUCGUUCUCAUCCAAUUUCACGAGGACAACGACCUGUGGGACUGCGAUCAGAGCUACUACUCAUAGAACAACGACUUGUACACUGUUUAUUGCAUAAUAAAUAAAAAAUCAUCU